AUGGCCAAUCCGAGCACUUUUGUUGAGCUGCCUACCGAAAUCAUUACCCAGGUCGUAACCGAGUUAGUCAACGACCCAUAUUCACAACUCCAUAGCUGGAAACUUCCUUUGGAGACUUUUGAGCAGAUUCUGAUCGAGACUACCCCCAAAGGCGAACCUCCGGUAAACGAGUCGCAGCUGGCUAGUGCCUAUGCCUUGUACAUACGCUGUGCGAUAGACUCCAAGUUCUUGCUUCAAGAGCCAGAAAGUGAGCUUCGGAGCCUAUGGACGAAAGCUUUUAAGCUUCUUGGUGGAAACUUACGGGCUGUUAGUCUGCUUAGCCUCCGGUGCGAUAAGUUGCGCCAAGUCGACUACAUUACCUCCCUCUGGAAAGCAGAUGAAGGAGCAUUCUGCCAGCUUGGCCCUCAUCACCAUACAGACAGGAGUGUGGAGUAUGGCUGUCGAUAUGCCGCUGCUAUUGCUGGUGACCUGCUAUUUUCGACAGUCAUAUCGUGUCUAUCAGCUUCUGGUAUUGCCUUACCGCAGAUCUCGAUCAAGCAUGCAAUGACAGGAACCGUUGAUUGCACCAAAGUGCCUGGGUGGGAUUUUCUAAACUUUACCAAACUCGAAAAGGUUGAGUUUGGCCCAGACAUUCCGCACAAUGAACAUGAUUGGGCUAGUAAGACUGUUUUUCAGACUCUACCGUGCCCGAAAGUGGAAGAAAUCGAGUCAAGUGCUUCCAAGAUUGUCCAUGAGUUGGUCGCCAAGUCCCAAUCAACAUUAAAUACCCUUAUUCUUGACGGAACUGGCGUUCUGGACUGGCCUACCCAGCCACCACUUUCCUCCUUGCCAUCUCUUGAGAAUUUAGACCAUUCUUUCGAUUCUGUCAAUCCCAUCAGAUUUAGUUCACGGCUAAAGAACAUGCCAAACCUGCGAUAUCUGAGACUCGGUGGUUUACGACUAUCCAGGGGUCUUCUAUUCGUCGAAUGGCGCCAUGUAUUCGAUGCUGUUCGAGACCACCCAAGUGUUGUAGGGCCACGCCCAAAAGGUCUCUCUGUAGAGUUUGAAUCUAUCAAGUCAGCUGAUUGGACUAGUAUGACAUACAGAGGGGUGAUUUGCCACAAUAGCAGUAUUGCUACGGAGAGGCAUACUUAUUGCACAGAUCCUGAAGGGUUGAUGGAGGAGAAUUACUCUUUAGAGAAGCAUUUCUACAACGAAAUGCGAUUUAAGGAUAACCAUGGACUACGAUACUUGAUGAACGAUUGGGAUGUUGGGAUGGUGGAGACUGAUUCAGAUGAAGAAGGCAGUGAGAGUGAAGAUUGGGAUGAGGACAAUGAAGAGGAGGAAGAACAAGAUGAGGCAUAG
Messenger RNA from Fusarium subglutinans, 1344 nucleotides. RefSeq lists its product as uncharacterized. The transcript is spliced from 2 exons. The record is from RefSeq and is a predicted model, not a curated record. NCBI's taxonomy places the organism in Eukaryota, Fungi, Ascomycota, Sordariomycetes, Hypocreales, Nectriaceae. The coding region runs from base 1 to 1344 and encodes 447 amino acids.